AGGAACUGUAGUCUUUGUUUUUCGGGACGAGCACAAACUUCGUGGGCCUGCACGAAUCUGAUCCUCCACAGAUGGCUGCGCAGAUGGAGUUCUUUCCUGGCAUUUCUAAGAUCCCAUACGUGGCCCGUGCUGGAGCCCAGGAUGUCAUGUGCUUCAAACACUACAGUGCAGAGGAGGUGCUGUUGGGGAGGACGAUGGAGGACUGGCUCAGGUUCUCUGUCUGCUACUGGCACUCCUUCUGUGUAAAUGGCGCUGAUCCGUUUGGGUUUCCGACUCUCCACCGAUCCUGGAAUGAAGGAACUCCAAUGGAAUCGGCCAAGAAGAGGCUCCACGCUGCGUUUGAGUUUUUCACUAAUCUUGGUGUGAAAUAUUACACUUUUCAUGACAGGGAUUUGGCUCCUGAGGGCUCAACCCUGAACGAGUCCAAUAAGAAUCUGGAUUAAAUCACAGACCUGGCUCUGCAGCUACAAAACCAGACUGGGGUGAAGGUGCUGUGGGUCACCUGUAACCUGUUUGCCCACCCGAGGUACAUGAACGGUGCAGCCACAAAUCCUGACUGUCAUGUUCUGGCCUAUGCUGGUGCUCAGGUCAAGAAAGGGCUAGAUAUCGCCAAAAAACUGGGUGCAGAAAAUUUUGUGUUUUGGGGUGGAAGGGAGGGAUUCCAUUCCAUCCAUAACACUAAUGUAGCGGCUGAACUGAAGCACAUGGCCACCUUCUUCAAAAUGGCUGUCAAGUACAAAGAGGAGAUCGGGUUGAAGUGUCAGUUCCUCAUCGAGCCAAAGCCGUAGGAGCCCUGCAAACACCAAUAUGACUACGAUGCUAUGAGCGUGAUCGGAUUCCUGAAGCAUUAUGGUCUGGAUGGUCACUUUAAGCUGAACAUCGAGCCCAACCACACCACCUUGGCAGGACACUCCUAUGAACAUGACGUUGUCGUGGCAUCAGCAGGCUGUAUGUCUGGACCAGUUCCCCCCCAAAACCCAUUCCAGGAGUCCAGACUGUUUUCUCUGAACAGUUUUAUAUCAUCCACCAUCAUGCAUUAUUUUCUGACAGUGAUUGAACAAGGAGGCCUGCAGCCAGGCGGUCUGAACUUUGACGCCAAAGUCCGCAGAGAGUCGACAGACCUGGAUGACCUGUUCAUCGCUCACAUUGGCGCCAUGGACACCUUUGCACGAGGACUUAGGAAUGCUGUGCGCAUCAUUGAGGACGGGCUAAUGUCCAGUAUGGUGAAGGAGAGAUACUCGAGUUUCAGGUGUGACACUGGACAGAAGGUGGAGGAUGGCACGGCCACCUUAGAGGAGCUGAAGGAAUUUAUUAAGCAGCACGGCGAGCCAAAAGUGACAUCAGGGAAGCAAGAAAAAUAUGAAUCCAUCUUUAGUCACUACAUAUAAUGAUAAAAGUUAUGUCUUUAUUCAUCUGCACAUGAUGGCUAACCUUUGACCUUAAAUUGUUUUGUAUUAGAGCUGCAGAUACAAUAAUUGUCACUAACGUGAGGUAAAUAAAUAUGUGUGUGCACGGAAGCUGAUGUGAAGGAAAGACAUCUGUGAAAUGUAACAUUGGAAAUAUGUGAAAUAAUACUGUUUUAAAUACUGUCUUUCAGAAUUUAAUGUUGCUAAUAACUAAUUUUCACUGUGAAAAUUUAGACUUUGUAAUAAAACAAGUUUUCACAAUGACAUUGAUUAAUCAAAUAAAUGAUCGUCUUCA
This is a messenger RNA of Thalassophryne amazonica, 1701 nucleotides long. Its product is annotated as xylose isomerase-like. The record is from RefSeq and is a predicted model, not a curated record. Gene Ontology annotation, molecular function: xylose isomerase activity. Gene Ontology annotation, biological process: carbohydrate metabolic process. Lineage: Eukaryota; Metazoa; Chordata; Actinopteri; Batrachoidiformes; Batrachoididae. The transcript is spliced from 14 exons.